AUGCAAAACGUUCCGGCAUUCUUGAACAAGUUAUACAACAUGGUCGAUGAUCUAACAACAGACGAUCUUAUACGCUGGGCAGAUGAUGGCAUGUCGUUUAUUGUGCUACGCCAUGAAGAUUUCGCCAAACGUGUCCUGCCACGAUUUUUUAAGCACAGUAACUUCUCGUCGUUCGUUCGUCAACUUAACAUGUAUGGCUUUCACAAGGUGCCACAUCUUCAGCAAGGCGUUUUGCACGCGGAUGGUGAAGCUGAGCGAUGGGAAUUCAGUAACCCGCAUUUCCAGAAGAACCAGCCGGAUCUAUUGCUGUUGGUAACUCGGAAAAAGGGCAGGGAUACCGAGGAGAAAGAACCUGCAAACAUAGACAUGCAUCACAUCUUGGACGAAAUUUCAGCAAUCAAAAAACACCAAAUGAGCAUCAGCGCGGAUUUAAGGACGAUUCAGCGGGAUAAUCAGGUACUAUGGCAAGAAACGAUGUCUGCACGCGAGCGCCACCAUCGUCACCAGGAAACUAUCGACAAGAUCCUGCGGUUCCUUGCCUCGGUGUUCUCGAGUGAUAAGAAGCGUGUGGUUAUACCAAGAAAACGAAGGUUCCUGAUAGGGGAUGCCAAUACGGAAUAUAAAGAUGAGGAUUUCUUGGAAGAAGGCGAGGACGAGAUUGAAGACGGAAGACGGACGAAGGCUCCUCGGCAAUCUGCAUCGUUUGAUAUUGAUGAUUACGUCAAUAGCAGCAGUGAUAGUAACAAUGCCAAUGACAGCAGCAGUAGCAGCAACAGCAAAUCUAUACCCAACAUGUCGUACAGCACAUCAAAUGCUGCGGGUUUGGGAAGAUCUGACGUUUCUGAUGCACAAGCAACUGAGCUAGCUGCGGCAAUUGCACUCAAUGAUGAAACGAAGCAGCAGAACCAGCAGCAGCAGUUACAAUUACAGCAACACUUGAACAAUGGUAAGGCUUUGAUUUCUGCUUAA
This is a messenger RNA of Zychaea mexicana, 969 nucleotides long. RefSeq lists its product as uncharacterized. Lineage: Eukaryota; Fungi; Mucoromycota; Mucoromycetes; Mucorales; Lichtheimiaceae. The record is from RefSeq and is a predicted model, not a curated record. Gene Ontology annotation, molecular function: DNA-binding transcription factor activity; sequence-specific DNA binding. The transcript has 2 exons. Gene Ontology annotation, biological process: regulation of DNA-templated transcription. Bases 1 to 969 code for a protein of 322 amino acids.